UGGAGUUCGUUUGCAACAAUCAUGUCUUCCUCUAAUCCCGUUCCAGUUCCCGACAAGCCAAAUAGCCAGGACAGUCUAGAACAAUCCAACCCGUUCGCAGACUCCUCUCCAAAAUCCAACUCAUCAUUGCCCAAAGCCAAACUCUCUGCUUUCGCUCGCUUCAAAACGUUUACUACGAGUGGACUUAAAUCUACACCGGAUCCGCCCUUUCCUCCGGCUACUUGGGAAUUGUCUGGGUCACCACUUAGCGGCUCAGGCUCAUCUGAUUGGAAUCAGAAGGCCGAACAAUACAAGGCUGUAUUGGAAAAGUGGAGAGAGGAAGUGAAAGCAAUCACGCUAAGGGAGCGAGUUGAGAAGAAAAAUGAUUCAGACUCAACACAAGCACCACGAGAAGGCAGCGGAUCUGCAGAAGUUGAUGGAAGCGGAGAUCAGGAUGUGCAGGAUGCACCAGAUACACGCACUCUUGCCAUGAAAAUCAAAGCACUGAUUGACGAAAAGUUUACCUUCUCAGGAGGAAAGACAACUCAGAGUGCUCCCCCAACACCGGGUCUAGUGACUGAUUCACCUUUCAUCCCCAUUUCCGUUGAAUCACACAACACCAAUUCUUCUGUUCCUAGUACUCCACCUGCCGGAGGAACACCUAGCACGACUUCCGGCUCGAUGUUCGGUAGCCUCGACGCGACGCUUGCCAGAUUCCUUUCCUCGGAAUCCAUCAUGAAUGGCGAAGUCGGCAAAGGACUCGAGAAAGGACGUGAAAGUGUAUGGGCCAUGCUUGACAAGCUGGGAGCAAUAGCUGGCGCCACAGAUCCUGUUGAUAGCAAAAGUUCCGUUGACAAGGGUAAGGGAAGGGCAACAGAACCCAGUGAACCUUUGAUGGCCGCUGAAGGAGAAGAGGAAAGUAUCAUGAUAUGUACUCCUCUGCAGCCCACAAAAGAUCUCGAACCAGAAAUCGCCGAAUCGGAGAUCGAAUACGUCGAGGACGAGCAGAUGCUGGCAGGAGAUGGACUACAAACAACAGAACCCGUUGUUGAAUCCGAUACAUCAGCUGCAUCUCUUAAACCUGCUCCAAAGCCUGCACCCAAGACUAAAUCCAGACGAACAUUCUAUCCCUCCUCUACGAAGCUCUCCCUCGAAGUUACUUGGUGGGGAUAUCGGCUCUUCCUCCCUCCUCCCAUUCUCGCCCAACUAUCUUCUGCACAUAUUGCUGCUGCUAAACGUGGGGCGAUGAUUACUGCAGCCCUCAAAUGGCUCAUCGAUCAAGUUCCCUUAAUGGUUGUCCCCCCGCAGAUGCGCGCAAGUGUACUGAUGCUCAAACGGGUGUCACCGUAUCUAGGGUACGUCGGGGCAUUUGUUGCGUGGUCAUGGGGCCGAAUACAGAUGAAGGACCAGGGGAAUGGUGUAGUCUUGACUGCUACGUGGUUGCUACCUAUCGCGAUCUUGCCUGCUGCUUGGGAUUUCGAGGUCCAUGGUCGUCCAAGGGACGCUGAACACGGUGUAGCCCACGUAGCAACCGCUGACGCUGCUACACGCAGCGAUAUACCUACAGGCACUUCUACGCCAAUCGAUACGGAUAAUCGGACCUUCGGCGAGGGCGCUGGAGUAAAGCCGACUACCCCUUCCGCCGAUAGACCGAGUUUCUUGUCUUCGGCUACUCAUCGGUGGAACACUCUAAGGAGGGCUACAACUAACAAGGAGAAACCCGAAUAGAUACAUGGUUACAGCCUAACAUCAGCCUGAAGAUUCUUUGUUUUUUGAUUUCAUGUAAAGUGACGGAAUUUGGAUAUGUACAUACUUCCUAUGCGUAGUAUACCUCCUGGACGAUAUCGAUAUUCAGACAUGUAUGUACAUUCAUAUACUGUAUCUUAUUGUUGAGGUUUCAAAGUCAAGGUGAAACCCUUGGGGAACUUCUGUGUACAAAACAAGUAGAAAGCAUUACGAUAUACUGUACAUGUCAUAAAAAUACAGAGAGGAAGAUG
This is a messenger RNA of Lentinula edodes (shiitake mushroom), 1976 nucleotides long. RefSeq lists its product as uncharacterized. The transcript has a single exon. Bases 22 to 1707 code for a protein of 561 amino acids. Lineage: Eukaryota; Fungi; Basidiomycota; Agaricomycetes; Agaricales; Omphalotaceae. The record is from RefSeq and is a predicted model, not a curated record.